This is a messenger RNA of Parascedosporium putredinis, 4755 nucleotides long. The record is from the annotation of a GenBank genome assembly. Lineage: Eukaryota; Fungi; Ascomycota; Sordariomycetes; Microascales; Microascaceae.
AUGUCGGGCUUAGAACACCCAUUCCAGCCAGCGAACAAAAAGAGCACACACGGUUCCAGCGAUGCUGACGAGGAUGCUGAAAUGACGGGAGCGGAUGACGAGCCUCAAGAUGCCCCCGACCCGCCAACCUCCGUGCCUGACGAUGCCGAGGACAACCCGUCUGGCGAUGAUGAUAGUGAUGAGAUGGACGAGGAUGACGCCCAACGUUAUGACGAAGAUGAAGAUGACGGGCCCUUCGGCGCGUUUGGUGGGCGCCACAUGACAGGCUUUUCCAGCACGCUCAGAGCGCUCACCGGUAUGAUGUCUGACGAGUUCAUCCAGCAGGCCGCCCUGCAAGAGCUCUCAGAGAUCCUUCUUGUUUCCAACGAGGAUAAUCUCUCUGGCCAUUUCUCCCCUGACUCGUUUGUAAAGGAGCUUGUCUCCCUGAUGCAGUCACCCAACAGCCCCGAGGUCAUGCUCCUCGCCUGCCGUUGCUUGGCUAAUUUGAUGGAGGCUUUGCCCGCUAGCGUUGCCAACGUCGUCUACGGCGGUGCUGUGCCUGUACUUUGCAGCAAGUUGUUGGAGAUCUCCUUUAUCGAUGUUGCCGAGCAAUCCCUAAGCACGUUGGAAAAGAUCUCCACAGAAUAUCCCAGUGCUAUUGUACGCGAAGGUGGGCUAACGGCAUGCCUUUCUUACCUGGAUUUCUUCGCUACGAGUACGCAACGUACUGCCGUGACGACUGCUGCCAACUGCUGCCGUAAUAUCCCCGAGGACUCGUUUGUGGUCGUUCGGGACGUUAUGCCCAAGCUUCUCGAUGUUCUCGGGAGCAGUGACCAGCGCGUUGUCGAACAGGCGUCGCUAGCUAUCCUCCGGCUGCUUGUUCCUGGAACCACUAAUUUGAUUGGGCCCAAUAUUCAUACUCAGUUCCUUCGAGUCUUGGCAUUCACCGCCAGAGCAAGCCCGCAGCUCUCGGCUGACCUUUUCAAGCUGAAUGUAGUUGAGACGCUUUAUCAGAUACUGACUGGCGUCUCUCCUCCGAGUGGCACGGAUGAUGUCGCGUCCAAGCUAGAUAGCGUUGUCAUUAUGCAAGCUCUAAUUCAUCGCCCGCGCGAGCAGAUUAUCGAGACCUUGAAUGUCAUCUGCGAGCUCCUCCCUGGCCUCCCUCGCGAGCUUGACACAUCUGCUCUGCUUGAGCUCAACAUUUUCCCGGAGCCCGUUUCCCUCGGAUCUGCCACGAGCCCAGCUAGAACUCAGGAUCAAGCGAAUGAGAAGAGAGUGGAGAUGUUGCAAGGAUGCAAGGAUGAAGUCAGAAGAUUCGCCUUGAUUCUAUUCCCUACCCUCACAGAUGCCUUCUCCAGCACCGUCAAUCUGACUGUCCGGCAAAAGGUCCUGACAGCGCAGCUCAAGAUGUUGUCGAAUGUUGAUGAGAGCGUCUUAGUUGAGGCACUGAGGUCGGUCCCCUAUGCCUCCUUCUUGGCCUCCAUUUUGUCCCAGAAGGACCAUCCUUCUCUUGUUAUGCUGGGUCUUCGAGCCACAGAGCUCUUGGUUAGCCGACUAGACAAGAUAUACCGUUACCAGCUUUACCGUGAAGGUGUUAUGGCGGAAAUAUCCAGGCUCGCUAUGGAGGACGAAGCUAAAGAACCACCCGCGGAGACCUCUACCCAAGAGCAAGACCCCCAGACGCAAGACUCUCAUGUCUCGACGGACUCGGCUGUUCAGCAAUCGGACAACGAAGCUUCGGGGGCGAGGAUGAUGAUGACAAUGGAUCCUCUGACGAAGAGAACGAAGACGAGGGCGGCACAUACGCACCGAAUGACGAUGCUUCGGGCUCGCCGUCGCAACACUAUUCGCAAGGUUGCCAAACAAUUCCUCGAAACGCAUGAAACUGAGGCCCAGAGCAGGGUCAUGAAAGAGAAGGCUUCAAAGAUUCUUGAUAGUUUGUCUCAUCUUGCGCAAGAUCUUGAGAGCUUAUACCUUGAUCCCUCAUAUGGGCCUCACACUUCUGAGGCUGGUAUCGAGGUGUUCUCGAGACUUGCCUCCUACUUCGAUGCCGACGUUUUAGAGAGUGUCACGAGUGCGGAACUGUUAGCGUCUGGCCUUGUACGCGUCCUUCUUGAUGUGUUCAGCAAUCCCGAUGAGAGCUUGGCGCGUGCAGCUCAAUCCGCCUUCCUUCAAGUUUUUAUGGGCGGCUCUGGCGAGGGCCUGGUGAAGAUUGGUGGCGGAGAUUCCGCCACAUCUGCUUUCAGUAUCAUGAUACACAAACUUCAAGAUCUGCUUAGUAGGUCUGAGCAUUUUGAGGUGAUUACCGUGCAUAAUAACGCCGCCGACGGUAACCGAAGUAGCGCUGUAUCAAUGCUCGGCAAGCAAAUCCGUCUCCGCCUCGUCGCAGAAGACGACGCAGAUAUUCCACGUCCUUACCGGAAUAUUGUUGUGUCGAUUCAGGCGAUAGCGACAUUCCAAUCGCUCGAUGAUUACCUGCGCCCCCGAAUUUCUAUCACCGAGAGAGCUCGAAGCGCGAGGCGUGACGGCCUCUCGAAAGCACUAGCCGCCAUGGCUGGUGCCCGAGGACUGCCCCCUUUCGCUGGCUCUUCAUCCUCGAGUAGACUAGCUGAUCGCCCUGCUCCGGAGACAGUAGCUACGCCACCACCUCCGGCUGCCGGUACUACGCCGUCUAGCGCGAGAGUCUCACGCAAGUCGAAGUCUAACCCAUCCGCUCAAUCUGAUCCCACCCAGGAACCAUCUACUCCGUCUGGCUCAGCUCACGAUAAACGCGCCCUACGGCGGUCUUCGUGCCGCCAGGGCGGGUCUACGGAGACACCGCCCCCUCCUCUGCCACCACCAGAAGAGGAAGAUGACCUCCAAGACGCUCUCGAGUGUGCAGACGAGAAACCCCUGAGCGAUGGUGAAGAUGACGCAACUGAAGAAGGAGGAACGCUUGCCGACCUGGCUGGUGAUUUGGACGAAGAAAUGGCCGAGGAGGCCGCCCCGACCCCUCGGCCGUUAACCUUGAGGUGGCUGCUUGAUGGGAAACCUAUCGGCAAUGACACCACUAUCUACCGAGCCGUCCAUCAUUUGACUUCCACCUCUGGCGACCAUGCCGGACGGAGUAUUUGGUCGCAGGUUCAUUCUAUCAAGUUCAAGCGUGUGCCCGGGCCUGUACCCCAAGAAUCAUCGUCCUCGUUCACCGUCCUAUCUGACGGCGAGCCCGCAAUCGAUGGGAUCCCAGCAUCGCUCGCUAAGCACCCCACUACUGCCUCAAUCCUACGACUCUUGCGCAUUUUGCAUGACCUGAAUGCCAACCUCGAGGAUGUUCUCAUAGAAAAGCAAGAGGUUAUCCCGCUUGCUGCAGAACCCCUUUCGCAAUUCGUGAAUACCAAAUUAACCGCUAAACUCAAUCGCCAAUUGGAAGAGCCGUUGAUUGUCGCCAGCAACUGCCUUCCAAGCUGGUCCGAGGACCUCGCUAGGCUUUAUCCUUUCCUGUUCCCAUUUGAAACACGGCAUCUCUUCCUUCAGUCUACCUCAUUCGGCUAUGCGCGUUCGAUGACUCGUUGGCAAAACGCCCAAUCGUCUGAGGACUCUCGUCGCGAUAGGCGAGACGACCGUCCCUUCCUUGGGCGUCUCCAGCGUCAAAAGGUUAGAAUUGGCCGCGCUAAAAUUCUCGAAUCAGCACUCAAGGUUAUGGAGUUGUAUGGAGCGAGCCAGAGUGUCUUGGAAGUCGAGUAUUUUGAAGAAGGAAUUUUCCAAAAGAAACUCAAGCUCUGGCGUGAAGUCGAUUCAAACGAUGCUGACGAAUUCAUCAAUGGCAUCACUGGCCUUUUCCCGCGUCCGAUGAGUGACGAGGAGGCUUCAUCGCCAAAUGGGGAACGAGUAUUGCAUCUAUUCACGUCCCUUGGCAAAUUCGUAGCUCGCUCUAUGCUCGAUUCCCGCAUUGUUGACAUCAACUUCAAUCCUAUCUUCUUCCGAAUCGGUGACGAGUCUUCUCCCGUCGGAAUCCGACCUUCCCUCGGUGCUGUCAAGGUCGUUGACCCAGGGCUAGCCCGGUCGUUGAAGGCUAUCAAGCGGUUCUCCAUCACGAAGAAGGAGAUCGAUGAAGACCCGAGCCGCACGCCUACCCAGAAAGUGAUGCACUCGGAGAACAUUGUCAUCGACGGCUCUAGGAUUGAUGAUCUCUGCCUUGACUUCACCCUUCCUGGUUAUCCUGAUAUCGAACUUGUGCCGAAUGGGUCUCAAAUCCGCGUCACCAUCUCCAAUGUGGACGAAUACCUAGAUCGGGUCAUUGAUUUGACUCUUGGGGUUGGCGUUCGGCGGCAGGUGGAUGCCUUCCGUGCCGGAUUCAAUCAUGUGUUCCCCUAUUCGGCUCUGAGUGCCUUCACACCAGACGAGCUUGUCUCGCUAUUUGGCAGUGUAGAUGAGGAUUGGUCCCUUGAGACCCUUAUGGACUCAAUCAAGGCAGAUCAUGGCUAUAACAUGGAUAGCCGCUCUGUUAAAAAUCUCCUCCAGUCCAUGAGCGAAUUGACUCUGCCCCAGCGGAGAGAAUUCCUUCAAUUCACAACCGGCAGUCCUAAGCUGCCUAUUGGAGGAUUCAAAUCUUUAACCCCCAUGUUUACCGUGGUUUGCAAGCCAAGCGAGCACCCAUACACGUCCGACGAUUACCUGCCAAGUGUCAUGACUUGUGUCAACUACUUGAAGUUGCCUGACUACACUACAAUCGAUAUCAUGAAGAAACAGCUCUUCACAGCUAUGAAGGAAGGCCAGGGAGCGUUCCAUCUCUCCUAA